Messenger RNA from Durio zibethinus, 2169 nucleotides. It is a transcript of the gene OTP70, whose product is annotated as Tetratricopeptide repeat (TPR)-like superfamily protein. The record is from RefSeq and is a predicted model, not a curated record. Gene Ontology annotation, molecular function: RNA binding; protein binding. NCBI's taxonomy places the organism in Eukaryota, Viridiplantae, Streptophyta, Magnoliopsida, Malvales, Malvaceae. Gene Ontology annotation, biological process: RNA modification.
AAUUGUCCGCCCCUCUUCUUUCUCCAAAAAUUAAAUGGACUUCGCCAUUUUACAUGUGCAACCACCAAGCUUCCACACAAUUUCAUUGACCCUCCACUACCACUGCUCUUCCAAAAGCAACAAUAACGAUAAACAAAAACAACUAAAGCGAAAAGAGUUUCACCAUAAGAAAAACACUCCUCCUGCCCUCCCUUUCCGAAGAUCCUCCCCAACCCCACUCUUAAUCAACCACAAACCCUUCGCGCAAACUAAACUCCAAGCCCUGGACGCUGUCGUUAAAGACCUUGAAACUUCCGUCAAAAAUGGCAUAAACAUCGAUUCCGAGAUAUUCUCCUCGCUGUUAGAAACAUGCUACCAAUUAAAAUCCAUUGACCACGGCAUUACUAUCCAUAGUCUUAUACCCAAAAACCUAUUACGUAAAAACACUGGCAUUGCUUCGAAACUUCUGAGGUUGUACGCAACGUGUGGACAUAUCGAAAGUGCCCAUCAAUUGUUCGAUGAAAUGUCUAAACGUAACGAAUCUGCGUUUCCAUGGAAUUCUCUUAUCUCAGGAUACGCAGAAUUGGGACAAUACGAAGAUGCUUUAGCCCUUUACUUUCAAAUGGAGGAAGAGGGUGUUGAACCUGAUCGAUUCACAUUCCCUCGCGCGUUGAAGUCUUGCGCGGGAAUUGGAUUGAUUCGAAUUGGAGAGGAGGUUCACCGUGAUGUGGUGCGUAAGGGUUUUGGAAAUGAUGGAUUCGUGCUUAAUGCUCUUAUUGAUAUGUAUGCAAAAUGUGGGGACAUUGUUAAGGCUAGGCGGGUUUUUGAUAACAUUGUAUGUAAGGAUACCAUUUCCUGGAAUUCUAUGUUGAAGGGUUAUAUUCGUCACGGGUUAUUGGUUGAGGCAUUGCAGGUGUUCCGUGGGAUGAUUCGAGAGGGAUUUGGGCCUGACCCUGUUGCUAUAUCGACAAUUCUGUCUAGUUUUUGGUCAUUGAAGGUCGCGGUACAGAUUCAUGGAUGGGUUCUCAGGCAAGGAAUUGAGUGGAAUUUGUCUGUUGUUAACUCUUUAAUUGUUGUGUAUUCUAGUCAUGGGAAGUUAGAUCGAGCAAGUUGGCUGUUUCACCGAAUGCCUGAGCGGGAUGUUGUUUCAUGGAAUUCAAUUAUCUCUGGUCAUCGACAACACCCAGAAGCUCUGGUGUACUUUAAUCAAAUGGAGAGUGGUGCUACUUUACCUGAUAGCAUCACGUUUGUGGCAAUAUUAUCUGCUUGUGCUCGUUUAGGUUUGGUUAAGGAUGGGGAGCGGUUGUUUUCAUUAAUGAGAAAGAAGUAUGCGAUCAAUCCAAUAAUGGAACACUAUGCUUGUAUGGUAAAUCUUUAUGGGAGAGCAGGGCUGAUCGAUGAGGCUUUCAACUUGAUAGUCGAGAGAAUGGAGUUUGAGGCUGGGCCUACUGUGUGGGGAGCAUUGCUUUAUGCAUGUUCUGUUCAUGGAAAUGUAGUUAUCGGAGAGAUUGCUGCUCAAAAUCUUAUCGAGCUGGAGCCAGAUAAUGAACAUAAUUUUGAGCUACUGAUGAAGAUUUAUAGCAAUGCAGGGAGAUCGGAGGAUGUGGAGAGAGUGAGAACAAUGAUGUUGGACAGAGGAUUAUAGACUAAGCACAGCACGCCAAUAUGGACUUGUGUGUGAUGCUGGUAAAUCAAAGCUCAACUGCACCUACCCAUAGAAAUGGAUUGGUCAAGCUUCUAGCAGAUGGCUUUAAUUUUUUACUCUGCCAUCUGUCUAUGAAUUCAAUUUAGCUAUUAAAGCAAGUCACGUAGUAGAAGAAAAUAGUAAUAUUAAGAAACACAGUGAUUUUAACUACAAUUUUGGCUUGAUGGUAACGGUAAAACGGGGAAUACACUGUUCAUGUAAAACUAGACGAGUGUUGCUAUUCGCACUCUAACAAUUACUCAAAACAUUCAUUUAUUUUUAAUACCCAAUUUUUAACUCAACACUCCCCAUAUCCCAAAAAAUAAAUUUACCAAAAAAUCCAAACAUCCCAUCUCCAUUUCUCUCACACCCCAUCUCCUCUUUCUCUUACUAACUGAAAAUCUUAAAGGAUUUUAAGUUCAAUCAAGUCAAAUUCAAAAGAAAUUUCACCCAUAUUAAGUUAACAAGCAUAAAAUUAAAGGUAAAUUUUUAUUCUUUCUACUUUU